This is a messenger RNA of Geosmithia morbida, 6108 nucleotides long. RefSeq lists its product as uncharacterized. Gene Ontology annotation, cellular component: cytoplasm; nucleus. NCBI's taxonomy places the organism in Eukaryota, Fungi, Ascomycota, Sordariomycetes, Hypocreales, Bionectriaceae. The record is from RefSeq and is a predicted model, not a curated record. Gene Ontology annotation, molecular function: ATP binding; protein serine/threonine kinase activity. The transcript has 2 exons. Bases 1 to 6108 code for a protein of 2035 amino acids. Gene Ontology annotation, biological process: phosphorelay signal transduction system; peptidyl-serine phosphorylation.
AUGGCCGAUCAGGUACCGUCCACCUUGGUCCCACUGGCCGUGUCCUCGCUCAGGGCCGAGCAGGGGGGACCUAUGGAGCGCUCUUUGAGCCAGGACAUCCGUGACGAGCGUGAGGAGCUACGCGAAGCCGCCGAGUCGACCCUGAACGCGAUUGUGGAUCUCAAUCUCGAUGGCACCAUCCGCUGGGCCAGCCCGUCCUGGUCCGACGUUAUAGGUACCCGCCUCGAGGAUGUCGAGGGCCUCCCCAUGUCCGACCUCGUCGUCAGCGAUUGCAAGACCAUCUUCGCCGACGUCGUCGACUCCAUGAAGAGGGACGACUCCAGGAGCCACAGGGUCCGAUUCGCCGUCCAGCUCGGCCCUCUGUCCAAGCUCCGCUCCUCCGACAUCGAGAACGCGGAUGUGCAGGAGCUGGAGUCUCAGUCCGAGCCUGAACCUCAGGUUGCCGACCUCGAGGCCCAAGGCAUCAUGGUGUACGACAGUGCCUCGGGAGGCGAGAGCCAUACGAUGUGGAUGAUUCGCCCCUGGACGGCACCGAACGAGAUCCAGAUCGACCUCCCCAACGUCAUCGUCGACUCCCUUGGCUCCGGCGCCGAAGUCCUCGCCAGCUUUCUCAACCAGCUCACCGAGAAUGGCGGCAGAGGUAACGACGACGGCGAAGACAACGUCUGCCCACCCCCGCCCGUCCUCUGCCGCAUCUGCGAGCGCCAGAUCCAGCCCUGGUGGUUCGAGAAGCACACCGACCUCUGUCUCCAGGAACACCGCGCCGAGAUGGACGUGCAGAUGGCCCAGGAGAACCUGUCGGAGCACCGCCACGCCAUCGUCAAGGUCCUCGACGCCCUGGAAGCCCGCCAGAGCCGCCCCUUGUCCGGCGAGCAGCCGCAGGUGCCUCCCGUGGCCGAGUACAAGGGCAUGCCCAUCGGCCCGCCACCGUCGACCCAGUCUUCGCCGGGAACCUCGAUGGCCCGAUCGAGGGACCGCUCCGGUGGCUUUGGGCACGGCAGGACACGCUCCUUCGCCGUGCGCCGUCCACAGGCCCGGAUCGUCGAACUCCUCAUGGACCUCUGCGACACGUCGAUGGAGAUCAGCACCCCGUCGCUCAAGGACAGCAACACCCAGCUGGAAGACGGCGACCUCCGCACCCAGUCGCCCCAGUCCGAGUCGCGCAUCUCCCAGGUCCUCCAGUGGCAGUCGCCGAGCACCAACACGUUGGACCAGGAGCAGGGGCUGGUCCAGCUCUGUGCCGAUACGGAGAAGGUCGCCAGAGCCAAGGUGGAUGCCGUGUUCAGGCACCGCAAGAUCAUCGAGUACGCCGAGCGGAUCCGUAUCGAGCUCGCCGUCAUGGUGCAGGACUGCAUCGACGAGGCCAUGCGCGAGGCGGCCCGCAUCGCCGCUGGCCGAUAUAGCGACUCCAGCGACGGCGAGAUGCAGGGUCCGGACGAAACCGACGAGGGGAUCCUGAGCGGCGGUGAGCGGGUCCCGGAAUCUGUUGACGACACGCACAGCCAGGCUGGCCGCGCGGAAGAGGCCGAAGAGCUCCGCGGCCGGAAGGGUGACGGGGCCCCCGAAAAGUCUAGCGACAACCCGUCUGCUCUGGCCACGGCCCUCCGACAGGCCGAUCUCUCCUCCUCCGGCUCCCGCGGCCCGUCGCGUGGACCGCGGCCGAGGUCGUACGUGGCGUCUACGCGCUCGAGCAGCCCCAAGGAGUGCCCCACGCCCCGAUUCACCACCGGCAGCUCCAACACCGGCACCAACCCUCGAGACGUAGCGAGGGAGGGCAGCGCCCUCUCCGAGAGCGAGACUGUCGAGAGCGAAGGGAGCCUGCCGUCCUCGUCGUUUGCUUCGAGGGCGCCGGCACCGGCCGCCCCCAGGACAGAGUCGCCCAUAUCCGAUUUCGGUGGCCUCAGACGGGCGGCAAGCUCCAGGAAGCACCACAGACGCAGCCUGGUGCUCCCGGGAACCUCGUCACCACGCCGCCAGGAGUCGCCCUCGCGGCCCGGAGCCCCGCCGUCGCCGCUGCGGGUCAAGCCGCGAGGCGUGCCCGGCUCCCAGGAAGGAUUGACGAUUGCGUCCCCCGAGGGCUCGCCCAUGCUGCCGGGAAGCGAAUUCAGCUCUCCCGUCAACCACGCUUCUCGGCACCACCGCAGGCAGUCGUCGGCCGCCAUCUCGGACUUCGUCAUGAAGCCUCCGCCCUCGCCGCGGCUCAACGCCAACCAGGCGCCGCCGCAGCCCCGGCCGACGCAGCCGUCGAUCAAGGACUUUGAGAUCAUCAAGCCCAUCAGCAAGGGUGCCUUUGGCAGCGUCUACCUGUCCAAGAAGAAGUCUACGGGCGAGUACUUCGCCAUCAAGGUGCUCAAGAAGGCCGACAUGGUGGCCAAGAACCAGGUCGGCAACGUCAAGGCCGAGCGGGCCAUCCUCAUGUGGCAGGGCCAGAGCGAGUUCGUCGCCAAGCUGUACUGGACCUUCUCCAGCAAGGACUACCUGUACCUGGUCAUGGAGUACCUCAACGGCGGCGACUGCGCGUCCCUCAUCAAGGUCCUGGGCGGCCUCCCCGAGGACUGGGUCAAGAAGUACAUCGCCGAGGUCAUCCUCGGCGUCGAACACCUGCACAGCAGGGGCAUCAUCCACCGCGACCUCAAGCCGGACAACCUGCUCAUCGACCAGAAGGGCCACCUGAAGCUGACCGACUUCGGACUCUCCCGCAUGGGCCUCGUCGGCCGCCAGAAGCGCGCCCUCAACAGCAGCACCGCCGACACGACGCCGGACCUGCUCAAGCAGGGGCCCUUUGCGCGCUCGGCCUCGAUGGCCUCGUCGAGGUCCACGUCCCUGGAUCUCCACGGCCACGGCGGCGUCCAGUCGCCGGGAAACACGCCCCUGAUGGUGCCGGAGCCGGCCGGUCCGGGCCAGCCAUCCUACUUCAGUCUCGGCGCGCCGCACGGCGAGCAUCGCCGGGUAUCCAGCAGCCACCGCAGCGACAGCGGGGGCAGCGAGACCCUGGCGCACAUGUUCUCGACCUUUACGCUGAGCGACUCGGAGCCCGGGUCCGGAUCGGUCUCGGCCAGGAUCCUAGGCGAGGAGGACGGCUUCAUCUCCGGCUCGCCGGAGCUGACGUCGCUGCAUCCGCUGCACACCACGGGCGCCCACUCCAGCGUCGAUGCCCAGGCCCGCGGCAGCUUCCACCAGCCGAGCGGCAUGAUGCCGCCGGCCAUGGCCCUAUUCGACCCCGAGGACACGAACAGGCGAUUCGUCGGCACGCCCGACUACCUGGCGCCCGAGACGAUCAACGGCGACAAGCAGGACGAGACGAGCGACUGGUGGUCGGUGGGGUGCAUCCUCUUCGAGUUCCUCUACGGCGUCCCGCCCUUCUACGCCGACGAGGCGGAGGCCGUCUUCGAGAACAUACUGGCCCGCAAGAUCCAGUGGCCGCCCGAGGACCCGGACGCGCCCAUCUCCGACGAGGCCAAGGACCUGGUCAACAGGCUCCUGUGGCCGGACCCGCCGGCGCGUCUCGGAUCCAACCGCGAGGAGAGGUUCUCGUCCGGCGGCGAGGAGAUCCGCAGCCACGCCUUCUUCGAGGGGCUCGACUGGGACACGCUGCUCGAGGCCGAGGCCCAAUUCGUGCCGCAGCUGGAGGACCCGGAGGACACCGAGUACUUCGACCCCCGAGGCGCCGUCCUGCAGCCGUUCACCGAGGACAUGGAGGACGCAUCGUCCCCGCAGUCGUCGGCGGGGGGCGCGGAGUACCAGGAGAGGCCGCACGACGCCCUCGGGCGCGCGCGGUCCCAGGUCAACUCGAUGCACCGCAAGCUGAUGCCACUGCACAUACCGCCGCACGUGCGCGACUCCAAGUCUAGGAGGCUGAGCGAGCCCCUGGCCAACGACGACUUUGGAACGUUCGCCUUCAAGAACCUCUCGGUCCUGGAGAAGGCCAACAAGGAGCAGAUCCAGAAGCUCAAGGCCGAGGCGCUCGCGGCGCAGAGCAAGGGCUCGUCGGGCAGCGCGGGCGGCCAGGCCACGAGCAACUCGCAGUCGGGUGGGUCGCUCGACGGCAGCCCCGUACUGGCCAAUCCGGUGCAGCGGACGCUGUCGAACGCCAAGGCGAGCCACCGGCCGCAGUCGCCCUCGGGCUACAGCCACGCCAACUCGUCGCCCAGCCGGGCGUCGCAGCCGUCGUCGCCGCUCAUGGUGUCGUUCGUGGCGGGCCAGGGGACCGAGGGCCGCCGCAAGGCGUCGAGCAACUCGUCCAACCUGUCGCACCAGUCGGGUCCGCCGUCGCUCCAGCCGCCGUCCGGGUCGGGCGUGGAGAUAGCCAAGGUGCCGGCGAGCCUGCAGAAGGCGGUCACGUCGGCUGCGGUGUCGCCGGCCAAGGGACGGACAGGCGCGCCGCCACCACCGCUGUCGAUAUCGCCGCAGAAGACGGCGGCGGGGCCGGGGCCGGGGCCGGCGGUGGCGACGCCCAAGCAGAGCAGCGCCCCUUCGUCCACCAGCCGGUCCCGAUCGCUGACGGUGGGGUCCCAGGAGGGCAGCCCGGUGGCGGCGGACGCACUGUACCGGCACCGCAGCCGCAAGAGCCAGGUGUUCGACAUGUCGCCGUCGUCGUCGGACAACGAGGGCGACAAGCACAACGCGCUCCUGCGCGUGCAGAGGCGGCGGCAGAGCUCCCGACGGCUGUCUCAGGCAGCCUUCGAGGGCGGCGGCGGGCCCGCGUUCCGGCCGCUGGACGUGCUCAUCUGCGAGGACCACCCGGUGGCGCGGAUGGUGAUGGAGAAGCUGCUGGAGAAGCUGCGGUGCCGUACCAUCUCGGUGCCGACGGGCUCCGAGGCGGUGCGGUACUCGAUGAGCGUCAUCAAGUUUGACGCCAUCUUCCUCGAGUACAAGCUGCCGCAGAUCAACGGGGCCGACGUGGCGCGCAUGAUCCGCGAGACCAAGAAUGCCAACUCCCACACGCCCAUCGUGGCCAUCACGGCGUACCUCAAGGAGCUCCAGGCGCCGCACUACUUCGACUCGCUCAUCGAGAAGCCCAUCAGCUCGUCCAAGCUGACGGAGGUGCUGCGCGGGCUGUGCCACUGGAUGCCGGAGUCGCCGGCGCAGAGGUCGCCCUCGGCCUCGAUGGUGCUCCCGCCGCCCCAGCAUCAGAAGCAGCAGCGGCGGGCGGGAUCGGGUACCAACAAGAUACUGUCCGGCGCCGCAGGAGGAGGAGGAGGAGGAGGGGGGGGGGGGGGGGCGGGAGGUCGGAUGACGGUUACGGAUGAUAGUCCGACGUCGAUGUCGUCGACAUUUGCCGGCAGACUGGGGUCUAGCCGAGAGGACUCCGUCACGUCGAGCACGUUUGGCGACUCGGAGUCGGCCACCACGACGGAGGACAUGCCACCGCCGGCCAAGAGCAGUGUGGGCGAGGAGGAACAGCAGCAGCAGCAGCAGCCACCGUCCACGUCGUCGGAUGACGGCAUGGCCGGACUGGGCAUCUCUGAGAGCAAGGCCCCGUCCGGCUCCGGGAUAAGGAGGGUGGUACCUCAGCUCACGGUGCAGCAGUCGGCGCCGGCGCAGCUCGAACGUCCGACGACGAGCGGCAGCAACGGCAGCGGCAGCGGCAGCGGCAAGCGCGAUGAAGCGACGGAGAGGCAGCUGACGGUACCACCACCACCGCCAGCAGCGGUGGCGGUGGCGGUGGCGGCGGCGGCGGUGUCGGAGAGCACAGAGUCGGCGGAUGACGAGGACGAGGAGCUGGGACUCACCCCGUCAUCGUCGUCGUCGUCGUCGUCGUCGACGGCCGCACGCACGAAGCAGCCGCGGCGCAGCACGGGACCGAAGCUGGGCAAGCCCGCGCUGCCGAGCUCGAAGCUGGGCAUCGAGAUGAUGCGGGCCAACAGCCACGACAGCACGGUGGGGCCGGAGAGCACGACGACGACGCCCGAGGUCAUGACGCAGGUUGCCACGACGCCGGAUAACGAGGCCGAGACACGGCAGUCGAAUCUGGGUGCCGCGUCUGCGCCUGCUUCCGCGUCCGUCUCGGUCACGCCACCGUCUACAGACGUGCAGGGCGGCAGCGAGGGACCGAUCUUGGACGUGGAUGCCACACCUCGUCCGGGGCGGGGGGGAGAAUAUUCAUGA